AUGGAACAAAGGAACAAUGUGACUGAGUUCGUGCUCUUGGGACUCACUCAGAGCCUCCAAGGUCAGAAAAUAUUAUUUGCUGUGUUCCUGCUGAUCUACAUGGUGACAAUGGCAGGCAACCUGCUUAUUAUCAUGACUGUGAUGCUCAGCCCAGCCUUGGAUUCUCCAAUGUACUUCUUUCUUGGCUACUUAUCCUUUAUGGAUGUUGCUUAUUCUAACACAGCUACCCCAAAUUUGCUGAUAGACCUACUCCAUGUCAAGAAAACCAUUUCCUUCCAAGCAUGUAUGACUCAGCUAUUUUCAGAACAUUUUUUUGGUGGUGCUGAGAUAAUACUCUUGGUUGUCAUGGCCUAUGACCGGUAUGUGGCCAUCUGCAAACCCCUGCAUUAUCUGACCAUCAUGAACCCAUGGCUGUGUGUUCUAUUGUUGGUGUUGUCCUGGGUUGGGGGUUUUAUGCAUGCUAUAGUGCACAUUCUGUUUGUUUAUAAUCUUCCCUUCUGUGGCCCCAACAUCAUUGACCACUUCAUUUGUGACAUGUACCCCUUAUUAAAACUUGCGUGCACUGACACUUACAACAUUGGCCUCACAGGGGUGGCCAAUGAUGGGGCAAUGUGUGUGGUCAUCCUUAUGCUCUUGUUCAUCUCCUAUGGGGUCAUUCUGCACUCACUGAAGAAACUGAGUCAGGAAGGCAGGCACAAGGCCUUGUCCACCUGUGGCUCCCACAUCACUGUGGUGGUCCUCUUCUUUGUUCCUUGCAUUGUUCUCUUUGUGAGACCUCCCUCUACCUUGCCCACUGAUAAGUACUUAGCUGUGUUUUACACUGUAAUCACUCCAAUGCUGAACCCCCUCAUCUAUACUCUCAGAAAUGCAGAGAUGAAAACUGCCAUGAAGAAGCUCUGGAUUAGAAAAUAA
This is a messenger RNA of Heterocephalus glaber (naked mole-rat), 912 nucleotides long. Its product is annotated as olfactory receptor 4A47. Gene Ontology annotation, biological process: G protein-coupled receptor signaling pathway. Gene Ontology annotation, cellular component: membrane. The record is from RefSeq and is a predicted model, not a curated record. Lineage: Eukaryota; Metazoa; Chordata; Mammalia; Rodentia; Bathyergidae. Gene Ontology annotation, molecular function: G protein-coupled receptor activity; olfactory receptor activity.